Messenger RNA from Chelmon rostratus (copperband butterflyfish), 5809 nucleotides. RefSeq names its product leucine-rich repeats and IQ motif containing 1 (gene lrriq1). Bases 119 to 5809 code for a protein of 1896 amino acids. The record is from RefSeq and is a predicted model, not a curated record. The transcript has 26 exons. Lineage: Eukaryota; Metazoa; Chordata; Actinopteri; Chaetodontiformes; Chaetodontidae. Gene Ontology annotation, molecular function: protein binding.
UAAACAGCAAGUGUGGGUAUUGCUGAUAGUAAGACCAGCUUUAGAUAACUUUGUGAGGACAAUGGUGGUAACUGAGUGUUAACGUUAAGAGCUAACGAGUCGCUGACGUUUUAAAACCAUGACGGCUGCUAAUGAGAUGUAUGACCCUAAUAUGCGGGAGAUGGCUAAUUCAGUCAUCUCUGAUGCUGAUGAAACUACAGAGGAGCAGGACAGUUUUUUAUUUCACGAUGAAGAGGAUUUUGAUGAUAUUCCACCAUCCCUGCUCAGCUACUUUGAAACCUCAAAAAGCAGAGCAGCAAUCUGUGAGAAGCUCAUCCUCGAGGAACCUGAAGAUUUCACUGCAUCAAAUCACAGCGAGGACAUAAUGAAGUUGCCUAUUGAACUCGAUAAGGAUAUGAUAAAACUGAGUGAGCAGGUCAUUUGUGACACAGAAAAUGAGCAGAACAACACUUCUACUGACACCCGCCCUCUUCCUGCACCCACAGAGACAGAAGCGCUUUUCCCUCACAAAGUCUCAGUGUGUCCAAACAAUGAAGAUGAAGUGGGAACAAAUAAAUACAUGGAGAAUGAGACGAAUUUGACAUUGGACAUGAGGAACCUUGAGAUCUCACUGAAUGAAAAGGAGAGAAAGAAAAGCAGUGAAUACGAGGCAGAGCGAGAGAAACAACACUGUGAGGAGAUGAAGAAGGAAGAGCAAAAGAGACAAAUUGAAAGAGACUUUCAGAAGGAGCUGAGGAAGAUAAUGGAAGCCGAGAAGCUCCAUCAGAAGGAACUUGAGUUGAUGGAAAAAAGAGCUCAGGAAAAACUUGAACAGGAGUUUCUGCUUCAGCAGGAACUGAUCAGCAACUUACAGAGACGAGUGGAGGAAGAGAUUAGGAUGAGGGAAGAGGAGCAGAAGAGAAUGAAGGAUGAAGAGGACAAGAGAAAAAGGGAAGAGGAGAAAAAUAAGAUAGAGGCAGAGAGGAAACGAAUGGAGGAAGAGGCAAGGAAGAAAGAAGAAGAGAGAAAAAUGGAAGAGGAGAGGAAAAACGAGGAAGAGAAAAAGAGGAGAAUAGAGAAGGAGGAAAAGAGGAAGAGAGAAGAGGAAAAAAACAAGAUAGAUUUGGAAAAGAAGAGGCUGGAGGAUGAAAAGAGAAUGAUGGAAGUAGAAAAGAAGAAAGAAGAGGCAGAGAGGAUGAGGAAGGAGGAGGAGGAGAAGUGGAAAAGGGAGGAGGAAAGAAAAAAGAAGGAGUUGGAGAAAGAGAAAGAGAAGAGAAAAGUGGAGGGAGAGAUGAGCCGGAAGUGGCCAAAGAAAGAGGAGGAGAGAAAAAACAGGGAAGAGGAAAAUAUGAGAGUAGAGGAAGAGGGGAGACUGACUAGAAGGACUGAGGAGAAGAAGGAGCAGGUGGAGAUGGGGAAAAAGAAAGAGGAGGAGCAGGAGGAGGCUGAUGACCGAAAAAAGAUGCCUCAAGAAAAGAUGUGUGAAGUAAUCAGGAAAGGGCAUAAAAGAGAACAUGGCAAUGUAGAGGAGGAAGUGAAACUCGAGGAGAGAAAAAGGAAGGAAAAAAUGGACAGAAAAAUGAGGAUGGAAGAGGAGAAGAGAAAAAGGGAAGAGGAGAAAAAUAUGAUAGAGGUGGAGAGGAAACAAAUGGAGGAAGAGGCAAGGAGAAGGAAAGAGGAAGAGAGAAAAAUAGAAGAGGAGAGGAAAAAUGAGGAAGAGAAAAAGAAGAGAAUGGAGAGGGAGGAAAAGAGGAAGAGAGAAGGGGAAAGAAACAAGAUAGAUUUGGAAAAGAAGAAGCUGGAGGAUGAGAUGAGAAUGAUGAAGGAAAGAAAAAAGAUAGAAGAGGCAAGGAAGGAGAUGGAGAAAGAGAAGAGAAAAGUGGAGCGAGAUAUGAGCCGGAAGUGGCCAAAGGAAGAGGAGGAGAAAAAAAAGUGGGAAGAGGAAAAUAUGAGAGUAGAGGAAGAGGGAAGAGUGACUAGAGAGACUGAGGAGAAGAAGAAACAGGAGGAGAUGAGGAAAAUGAGAGAGGAGGAGGAGGAGGCUGAUGGCCGAAAAAAGAUGCCUCAGGAAAAGAUGUGUGAAGAGAUCUGGAAAAGGCAUAAAAGAGAACAUGGCUAUGUAGAGGAAGAAGUGAAACUUGAGGAGAGAAAAAAGAAGGAAAAAAUGGACAGGAAAAUGAGGACGGAAGAGGAGAAGGAGGAGGGAAGGGAGAGGGAACAGGAAAUAAAAAAGAUGGGGGAGAAGAGGGAUGUGAAGGAAGUGAUAAGAAAACAGGAAGACGAUGACAGAAAAAUGAAAGAAGAACCCAUUGAAGAGAAUGGGAGGAGGAAAAAGGAAGAUGAAUGGGAAACAAGUGAGGAAGAAAAGAGGAGGAAGCAGAAGGAAAAGGUGAGGAGACAGAGGGAAGAAGAGAAUUACAAAAAAACAGAAGAAGAAAUGAGGCUCAGGGAGGAGAGGUAUGAUGUGGACUACAGAAGGAUGGAAUAUGAGAGCAGAGCAAAAGAUGAAGAGAAGAAGCUGGAGGAGGAGAAGAGAACAAGGGAGGAGAGGAAAAAUGUAGAGGCAGAGAAGGAGCUGAAUGGGCAAGGCAUUGGACAAAACAAGGAAGAGGUUAACAGAAGAACAGAAGAAGACAUAAAACUCAAAGAAAAGGAGGAGAGCAACAAGAGAAUGGUGCAGGAUACAAAGGCAAGUGUGGGAAGAGCGAAUGAGCUGAAACAAGAACAUAACAGCAUGAUCGCUCAAAAUGAGAAAAAUAAUCCAGAUGAAAGAGGAAACUCCUCACAACUGGAAGACAGCACAACACAGGCUCCCUCAAGCACCAGUCCUUUGCCUGGUGAGUCCACAAUCUGCGCCAGCAGCACUGAAGCCAAACCACAACAACAUAAGCUGGACGAGAACGUCAUAGAUAAAACUGUGGACUGUGAAAAUCAAGCAGCAAGGCCUUCCGCUGUGUCCGUUUUUUUACCCGCGUGCCUCCCAGAGCACACAGAGCAGAAGAGGCUGUCAUGGAUGAAGGACUGCAUCCCCUGGUCCAAACUCUCCCUCCAGAACAGGAGGAAGCAGAAAGGAUCAGUCCAGAGUCGGAGAUGGCUGAGGAGGGCUGCUGAGGCCGGCAGUCUGCCACCUCUCCGCCCAGACGCUCUGCUUCAGUCCACAGGCUGGAAAUCCCUGCAGGAGGUGACCACAGUGACCCUGGAGGACUUGCCUGGCUGUAGCUUAUCCACUGUGGCUCAGUGUACUCAACUUCGGUCCCUCACCCUCAGACGCUGUGGCCUGAAAUCCCUGGAAGGCAUCAACCAGUUACCACAGCUCUGCUACAUCGAUGCACAGGAAAAUGACAUCUCGUUUGUCGACUGUGAAAAUAUGACUAGUCUUCGAGUUCUUCAGCUCAGCCGCAACAAGCUGACGUCCAUCCAUGGUUUAGCUGGUGCUGAAAAUUUGGAUGUUCUGGACCUCUCGCACAACUCCAUCACUCGCAUUGCUGGUCUGGAGUCUGUGCGGAGACUGCAGAGGUUGUCAGUGGAUCACAACCAGCUGAUCAGCACCAAAGGGCUAAGGGACGUAUACACUCUCCUCCACUUGAACUGCGCACACAACCACCUGGCGAGUGUUGAUGGCCUGGAGAACAGUGUUCUGCUCAACACCCUGGACCUGAGAUCAAACAGCCUUACUGAGCCCCCCAGUCUGAACAAUCAGGUCCUCCUCAGAGAGCUGCAUCUAGACGACAACAGCAUCUCCUCCCUGCAGGGCCUCACUGCUUGCUGGCUUCCCCUCAUGCAACAUCUCUCUGUGGCCCAAAACAGAAUUACCCAGCUGCCCUCCAUGUCUGAUUCUGUGUCCCUUGAAAGUCUGGAUUUUCAGUUCAACUGCAUUUCAGACCUCCAGAACGUGUGUGAGAGUCUGGAGGGAUGUCAGUUCCUGCGAGAGAUCCGCCUCACGGGGAAUCCUCUUCAACAGGACAGCGGCUGGAGGUCCACGCUGCAGAAAGCAGUGCCUGGCCUGAGGGCCAUCGAUGACCAGGAGACAGACUCUUCUCUAUCGCCCCCUGCUGGCCAACAGGUCAACGUGGCCCCAGGCAGCUUCCUAGCGUUCUGUCAGGCUCAGCUUCAGCAGACUUGUGAUUUACAGCAGCAGCACAGCAGGGAGCUCAGUAAAGCAUCAGGUUCCCUGGAUGCUGUGAAGACCUCCUGCCGACACUUCGCUGAGGCUCUACAGCUGGCUGCAGACCAGAGAUUUGCCCAUGAAUAUGGUGACACCACUGUGGCUGACAAACACAGGGCUGCAGGGCAAGCAAUACCUGAGGAAACACUUGACAUGGACAGUACCACUGCGUGCACUGAAGGCCCAAAAAUGGAGUCCACUGGAAAGGUUCCAUCAGUUAUUCCAAACAGUGACAGCAAUGGAUGCAGUUCCUGGACUUUUGGUGAGAAGUCAGCUGCAGAGAGACGGCAUGGAGUGUUAGACACUGUUGCAGCAGGUCCAAAGACAGGGCCAACAGUUAGCAAAGCUAACUCUGGCAGUGUCCACUCCUUGGCAUCAAAGAGAAAAUCAAUUUCCUCCAAUCACCUGGCACCUGUGUCCAACCAUCAAGACCUGGACGUCAAAAACGCGGCAGCAGUCGUGAUUCAGCAGCUGUGGAGGAAAUACAGACAGAAAUGUGGGAACAUCAGCAGCUCUUCCACAGCUGAGAAGGUAGGAGGAAGACGAGGAGAUGGAAGGAAGCCAGAGUCAGGACCGUCCUAUAUUAACGGGAGCGUUGUUGGCCGAGAUUAUGCAGCAACUGUCAUCCAGGCAUUUUGGAGGGGCUUCAGUCUGAGGAGGAGGUUCGCAGCUGCUCUGGCUGCUGUCACAUGCCCCGACAGCGAAGAGGACGACACCUUUGAGGAGGUGGACGUGGACGAAUUUGUCUUCGAUGAGGUGACGCUGGAGAAACAAUGGACAUUGUCGCUUUCUGAGGACUCACCUCCCAGAUGUUCCACUGUGUCAGAGCAGCCACUGUCUCUGAAGCCUCCUGAGCCCUUUCCUGAACCCUCCCAGUACGUACCUCCACCACCGCAUGUGUGGAGGUCAAAGCAGGCCUGGGUGGAUGGAGAACAGGUGGCCUCUACUGGGCAGAGAGUUUCCCUAGCUAGCUCCCACAGAAGCAAAUGUCCUGCCUCGGUCUCAGCGGUCAGUGGUCUCUCCGAAAGAUCAGAAAGGAUUCAGGAAGAAUGGGGCUUCACUCACCGCCACACGGCUCUUCUAAUGCUCAAGAGAGCCCAGAAGAUGACGUCAAAGAAGCAACAGCAGAAGAAAAAUCAGGAUCCCUCCGUCCACCUUGCUUUGUUCAGAAACUGCAGUUACCAGCUGGGUCCAGUGGAAGCACGGAAAAGGCAAGCCCAACACAACAGAAAUGCAAUAAAAGUUUGCGAGGCUGAGCUGGGUCUUCAGCAGGCAGACAAGACGGAGCGAGUGAAGCAGGAACGAGCCCAGCAGUGGGUGCACACCCAGGCCGCUCACUCGGACAGGGACUCAGAGAGCAUGCAUUUCUUACCGGAGAUCAGCUCAGACAUUCUGAAUGGAGGCAGAGUGCAGCUCGUGGCGGACCCAGGAUACACUGAACGUCUACAUCACGCCAGUGGAUUGUGGGCCAACAGCAGUUUAGCUGCCCAGCCUUGCAAAGAGAACAAUUAUCCUCGCAGAAACUCUUUGGGUCAUGCAAGAGACGAGGUUCCAUCUCCGAAGCGAGUCACGUCAAAAAAGGAGCGCAUCUCCUUCCGAGACAACCCCGUCCAGUUGAGCGGCGGCUGGGGAGGAGGCAAGAAGAGGAGCAAAGUGUACAAGUAA